Molecule: messenger RNA, 1245 nt
Organism: Anopheles marshallii
Lineage: Eukaryota; Metazoa; Arthropoda; Insecta; Diptera; Culicidae
Gene: Pdk
Product: pyruvate dehydrogenase (acetyl-transferring) kinase, mitochondrial
Exons: 8
Coding region: 1-1245 (414 amino acids)
Biological process (GO): regulation of glucose metabolic process; protein phosphorylation
Cellular component (GO): mitochondrion
Molecular function (GO): pyruvate dehydrogenase (acetyl-transferring) kinase activity
Source: RefSeq, a predicted model, not a curated record
AUGAAACUUUUCCCCGUGCGGCUAUCCAACAUCAAUAAGAUGUUGGAUUUUUACUCCCAGUUUAAUCCAUCACCAUUGAGCAUUAAGCAAUUUAUCGAUUUCGGGCUAAAUGCAUGUCCUCGAAAGUCUUUUGUUUUCCUUCGCAAAGAGCUGCCGGUUCGAUUGGCGAAUAUCAUGAAAGAAAUCACUCUGCUACCCGAAAGUCUGCUACGAAUGCCCUCUGUUGGUUUGGUUAGUGCAUGGUACGUGAAAAGCUUCGAGGAAGUGCUCGCUUUCGAAAAAACCGACCCAACGGAAACCAACCUAGAGAAAUUUUGCAAAUCGCUGAUUCAGAUUCGUGACCGCCAUUCCGAUGUGGUGCAAACGAUGGCCCAAGGUAUACUGGAGCUCAAGGAAAGCCGUGAUGGAGCUAUCGAACCAUCGACUGAACUUUCGAUUCAAUACUUUCUGGAUCGUCUGUACAUGUCGCGUAUCAGUAUCAGAAUGCUCAUCAAUCAGCAUACUAUAUUGUUUGGUGAAAUACCACAAACCGGACGCCACAUCGGCAGCAUAGAUCCCUUGUGCGACCCCCACAUGGUUGUGAGGGAUGCGUACGAAAAUGCACGCUUUUUGUGUGAUCAAUACUACCUUGCUAGUCCCGAACUUGAAGUCAUAGAGCAUAAUGAGAUUGAUAAGGGUAAUCCCAUUAAGAUCGUUUACGUGCCGUCUCAUUUGUAUCACAUGCUGUUCGAGCUGUUCAAGAACUCGAUGCGUGCCGUAAUGGAACAUCACGGCACGGAAAACGAUGUGCCACCGAUUAAAGUUACCAUCGUGAAGGGUAAGGAGGAUAUAUGCGUGAAGAUGUCCGAUCAAGGCGGUGGCAUUCCCCGAUCGCAGGUGGAUCAACUGUUUAAGUACAUGUAUAGUACUGCGCCGCAACCUCCUAAAUCUAAAACAGAUUUGCCAUUGGUUCCGUUGGCAGGAUAUGGAUACGGGUUACCUAUUUCUAGAUUGUAUGCAAGAUACUUUCACGGUGAUUUGGUCCUGUUCUCCUGUGAAGGAUAUGGUUCCGAUGCAAUAAUCUAUCUGAAAGCAUUUUCAGAUGAAGCCAACGAGUUGCUACCAAUAUUCAAUAAAACCAGCACACGAUUCUACAAGGCAACAGUUCCAACUGGUGACUGGUCAAAUCAGAAUUCUGAUAUGAACUCUAAGCAAAUGAAUGCUCAAACCAGGCGAGUUGGCUCUUUCGGUACGAACACAUCUUGA